Molecule: messenger RNA, 222 nt
Organism: Dichomitus squalens LYAD-421 SS1
Lineage: Eukaryota; Fungi; Basidiomycota; Agaricomycetes; Polyporales; Polyporaceae
Exons: 2
Molecular function (GO): zinc ion binding; nucleic acid binding
Source: RefSeq, a predicted model, not a curated record
CACUUGCCUUCGGAGUGCACCCUUGUACACCGUGUGUGCUUCCAAUGUCGCGAGCCUGGCCACGAGUCGAAGGCCUGCCCCAAGCGUUUUCAGGACCGAACCUGUGGAGGAUGUGGCCAAAAAGGUCAUAUCAGCAACGUUUGCACCAGCCGCGAGAGCUGGAUAUGCAAGAACUGCGAAGAGUCGGGACACGGACACUGGGAAUGUACCAAGCCCAAGGGA